UUUCCCAAAUCUCGCGAGUGUUCGCUUCAUUCUGUGGGGAGCGGACACCGCAAGGGUCCUGUCGUGCCCACCCGGUGUCAUCACCGGGCUGACGGACAAACAGGGAGGGGGACACCGAGCAGGCGACAAAGGACUGGCCGACCGGCACCAUGGAGCCCUUCUGCCGGCAGAUGUUUUUAUGAGUAGAACAACAAAGGGGGCAAAUCCUCCAGCAGGCUUUGGACUGACGCUACUUCCACCCCCACAUCCCCCGUUUGUUCACAUCACUGUGACAGCUGAGCGCCCCGGGCGGAGCCUGAGGUUCCCACGGCCCCUGGUUGCAGCCAGCUAGCAGGAAGUGUGUCCUUUCGUGAUAGAUGGCCACCAUGGAGUUAAGAUAACCUCUUCCUCUUUUCUUCACCAAUCACGGCUCUGGAUCUGAUAUAACCAUGGGUAUAUGGCGUGGUCUACGAGUGGCGUUCAUCCUGGGGUCUUUGUUUAUGAUCCUGCUGAUUAUCGUCUACUGGGACGACGUUGGGGGCUUCAACCUUUAUCCGCUACAGGACGCCAAACAGCUGCCGCUUCAAUCUGAUUCUUGCACUCGGACGACAACAAGCCCUGCGUUUUCUCCCUCCAUCAGCAGACCCCAGACCAGUUUGUCCUUCAUGAUCCCCACUGCCGGUUCCAGUUCAAAAUUCAUUCCUGAGAGGACGAGAGGGGCAGCUGAAAAACAAAAACAGGAGGAGGAAGAGGACAGACAAAAGCGGAGGAAGGAGGAAACAGGGAGGGAUGAAAAGAAGGAGAGGAGCCAUGCUUCUGCCGACGAUAGGGAACAAGAGAAAAGGAAGCAGAAGAUCAUGGAUGUUUGCUCAGGAAAGAACGCUGUGGAAUUCCCUGGAAGGACCCGGGCAUUUGAGCAGAUCCCCAACAGGGAGCUGGAUCACCUGAUAGUGGAUGAUACACACCAGAUCAUCUACUGCUAUGUUCCCAAGGUUGCUUGCACCAACUGGAAGAGAGUGAUGGUGGUUUUGUCUCAGUCUCUGAUAUCGCCUUCCUCAGGAAAACCGUACACUGACCCAGAGGCUGUACCUCCAGACCUUGUACACAACUCCUCUCUUCACCUCACUUUUGCCAAGUUUUGGCGCCAUUAUGGUUCUCUGUCCCGCCACCUGAUGGCACUCAAGCUCCAGCACUACACCAAGUUUCUGUUUGUUCGAGACCCUUUUGUGCGUCUCAUCUCUGCCUUCAGGAACAAGUUUGGAAGGCCCAAUGAGGACUUCUACAGGCAGUUUGGUUCGGUCAUGCUGAGUCGUUAUGGUAAUGUGUCUGGGAGUUUGCCAGAGACGGCAACUGAGGCGUUUGCAGCAGGAAUCAAACCAACAUUUCAGCAAUUCAUCACAUACCUGCUGGAUCCAGAGACUGAGAGGGAGAGUAUCUUCAACGAACACUGGCGACAGGUGUACCGACUGUGCCAUCCAUGCCAGGUCAAGUAUGACUUCAUUGGACGACUAGAAACCCUGGAAACUGACGCGGAUCAUCUGCUGAAACUUCUGGACGUGGAUCAUCUGCUCCACUUCCCUUCAGGGGCCCGAAACCGAACUGCAGCCAGCUGGGAAAGAGACUGGUUUUCUCAGAUUCCCAUAACAGUGAGGAGAGAACUGUACAAACUAUAUGAACCAGACUUUGAGCUGUUUGGCUAUCCCAAACCUGACAGUGUACUCCAUCAGUAAUCCACACAGAGCCAAAGGCCUGGGCCCUGCACUGUGUGUAGAGCCCUCACCUCACCUACCUGCCUUUAAAGACAAGGUUAUGAUGUUGUUUGUUUCAUUUGUUUUGUGCAUACCUCAAAUGACAGAAGUGCCUGCCAGUUUUAUUUUAUUUUUGUCAUUUUAUUUUAAGCACAUCCGCUUACAAGCUACGUUAUCCCAGUCUGGUUCCCCAUGUAAAGGCACUUUGAAUAGUAUUUUGUGAAUAGUAUUUUGGUAAAUCAUGGGGAAAGGACUGGGGCUAAUUGUUAGCUGAUGUUUCUGAAGGGAAAUACAAUGCAGAAAAAUAAAGUGUUUUUGUAAAUAUUUGA
Molecule: messenger RNA, 2056 nt
Organism: Toxotes jaculatrix (banded archerfish)
Lineage: Eukaryota; Metazoa; Chordata; Actinopteri; Toxotidae
Product: carbohydrate sulfotransferase 12-like
Exons: 7
Coding region: 429-1709 (426 amino acids)
Biological process (GO): proteoglycan biosynthetic process; carbohydrate biosynthetic process
Cellular component (GO): membrane
Molecular function (GO): sulfotransferase activity
Source: RefSeq, a predicted model, not a curated record